AUGUCGAUGCCAUCAGGCGUUUCUAUAGCGGAUGAAUGCAUCACCGCCUACAGCCAACUCCGUUCCGGAAGAGGGACAAAAAAGCCAACAUUUGUGAUCUACCGGAUCUCAGACGAUCAAACAGCGGUUGUAGUAGAAGAAUUAUCUGCAGAAAAGGAUUUCGAGGCCUUCCGCCAGAAACUCAGCUCCGCUGUGGAUAGCCGUGGCAACCCUGCCCCACGCUAUGCGGUGUAUGAUGUUGAAUAUGACCUUGGAGAAGAUGGCAAGCGGUGCAAGACAGUAUUUAUAAGUUGGGUGCCUGCUAGCACGCCGCUGAAACUGUGUAUGCUUUACGCGAGCACCAAGGAGCAGCUGCGGAGCGCUCUUGAUGUCAAAUUAUCCAUCCACGCCGAUACACCGGAUGAGAUUGAAUGGAGGACCGUGCUAAGCGUGGCCAGUGGAGGGAAGGUUUGA
This is a messenger RNA of Aspergillus pseudonomiae, 453 nucleotides long. Its product is annotated as actin-binding ADF family protein. Gene Ontology annotation, molecular function: actin filament binding. The record is from RefSeq and is a predicted model, not a curated record. The coding region runs from base 1 to 453 and encodes 150 amino acids. Gene Ontology annotation, biological process: actin filament depolymerization; actin filament severing; cell motility. Gene Ontology annotation, cellular component: actin cortical patch; actin cytoskeleton; cytoplasm. The transcript is spliced from 4 exons. Lineage: Eukaryota; Fungi; Ascomycota; Eurotiomycetes; Eurotiales; Aspergillaceae.